Protopterus annectens (West African lungfish) is the source of this 3334-nucleotide messenger RNA. It is a transcript of the gene GPAM, whose product is annotated as glycerol-3-phosphate acyltransferase, mitochondrial. NCBI's taxonomy places the organism in Eukaryota, Metazoa, Chordata, Ceratodontiformes, Protopteridae. The transcript has 22 exons. The coding region runs from base 197 to 2815 and encodes 872 amino acids. The record is from RefSeq and is a predicted model, not a curated record. Gene Ontology annotation, molecular function: glycerol-3-phosphate O-acyltransferase activity. Gene Ontology annotation, cellular component: plasma membrane; mitochondrial membrane. Gene Ontology annotation, biological process: phospholipid biosynthetic process.
GAAAGAGAUCCUUUUGCGGCAGUUGCAGCUGGUUCGGCGUACUCACCAGGGAAGCCAACUGCUGGCCUGGAUAAGAGUCAGGGGAUCUCGCGCCAGCUUGAAGGACAAACCGAACGUCCCCGAGCGGCACAACCAGCGAUGGUGGAAGCUACGGCUCUGGUUCUCAAGCACUUGUACAGGCAUAUAAAUUAAUGCCAUGGAAGAAGCCCCACCAUUGGCUGUAAACACCGAUAUACACAGCCUGUCCACUUCACCAGGUCCUGUGGGCAGUAGGCUGAAACUCCUCGGUGAUGAAUGGGGGGAGCGCAGUUAUAUUCCGUCAGUGUUUAGAGCUGCAACACUGAAAUGGAAAGAGGCAUUCUUGAGCAGAAAGAGGCCAUUUGUGGGAAGGUGUUGUCAUGUCUGUACACCACAGAGCCGGGAUAAACUCUUUAAUUCCAACAUCCCUUCCUUGGGCCUGCAUAAUGUCAUUUACAUCAAUGAAACCCAUACAAGAUAUAGGGGGUGGCUGGCACGACGUCUCUGUUAUUUUCUUUUUGUCCAAGAACGAGAUGUGCACAAGGACAUGUUUCCAAAGAAUGUUGUGGAAAAUGUUUUGAACAGUAAUAGAGUGCAGAUGGCCAUUGUAGAAUUUACAGAAACCUUUUCUGUAGCUACAUCCAUGCAGCCUGAUAGUAAGCUCUGCAACAAAUUGAAGAGGAAAGCAAGAACAGUCCUUAAAGGAGUGGUAGCCUUCAUCUCGUCCGCAUUUUUAAGAGCACAGACUGCAGUUGUAGAUGCGUCAGAAACCAGUUCUACAGUCAUAACCAUGCAGCCUAAUCAUAAGCUCAUCAACAAAGUGAAGAAGCAAACAGAAAAAGUCCUGCAGGAAAUGGUAGCUUUUGUCUCUCCCACACUGUUAAGGUUAACCGGUUGGGUUCUCCUGAAACUCUUCAAUAGCUUCUUUUGGAGUAUUCAGAUUCACAGAGGACAGCUUGAAAUGGUUAAAGCAGCGACUGAACUGAAUGCCCCGCUUGUUUUCUUACCAGUUCAUAAAUCUCAUAUUGAUUACCUGCUUCUCACGUUUAUUCUGUUCUGCCACAAUAUCAAAGCUCCACAUAUUGCUGCAGGAAAUAAUCUCAAUAUCCCCAUCUUUAGCACACUUAUUCGUAAGCUGGGAGGCUUUUUUAUUCGAAGGAGAUUGGAUGAAACCAUAGAUGGAAGAAAGGAUGUCUUAUACAGAGCUAUACUGCAUACGUAUGUUGAAGAGUUGCUUCUGCAGAAGCAGUACUUUGAAAUAUUCCUGGAAGGUACACGUUCUCGAAGUGGCAAAACUUUUCCAGCCAAAGCUGGGCUACUCUCGAUGGUUGUGGAUACACUGUGUGCUGGUGUGAUUGAUGACGUGCUCGUAAUACCUGUAGGAAUCUCCUAUGAUCGCAUCAUAGAAGGCAACUACAACAGUGAACAGCUGGGUAAUCCUAAGAAAAAUGAAAGUCUUUGGACAGUGGCAAGAGGAGUGUGCCGAAUGCUACAGAAGAACUAUGGGUGUGUCAGAGUAGACUUUGCACAACCAUUUUCCAUGAAGGAAUACCUGGAUUCCCAGAGGCAGAUGUUACAGCCACUCUCUUUGUCACAGACGCUGCUUCCAGUUAUUAUUGAUCCAAGUGGAGACUAUGUACUUUAUGAGCACGAGGAUGUUGUGGUAGCCAAUGCACGAUACAUGUCGGAUGAGGCACGAAGGCGGCACGUGAUUGCCACUUUAGCUAAACAUGCGAUGUACACUGCCACAAAGUCCUGUGCUGUCAUGUCAACACACAUAGUCGCUUGUCUGCUGCUGUACAGACACAGACAGGGAGUUGAUCUUUCUAAGCUGGUUGAAGAUUUCUUCUCCAUGAAGGAAGAGGUUCUAGCUCGAGACUUUGACCUCGGCUUUUCAGGCAAUUGUGAUGACGUUGUCAUGCACGCUUUACAUUUGCUGGGGAAUUGUGUGACUGUUAAGAACACAAGCCGUAAUAACGAAUUCUUCAUCAUUCCAAAAACAACUAUCCCUGCAAUGUUUGAACUGAAUUUUUACAGCAAUGGCAUUCUGCAUGUCUUCAUUGCAGAGGCGAUUAUUGCUUGCUCUCUCCUUGCUGUGCUGGAAAAUAUGAGUUCUGACUUGAGCCAAGGUACUGCUGAUGGACUGAUUAGCCAGGAAAAGCUUGUCCAUAAAGCCGCUGGACUGUGCCAUCUUCUUGCCUAUGAAGUUGCAGUAGCACUGCCUUGCCAGAGAAUUUACCAGGUGUGCCAUGAAGCAGUAGAAAGAAUUGUUCAGUACGGUGUUUUGCUGGUCGCUGAGGACGAUCAGGAGCCAAGUCUUAGCCCGUCAGAACAGUCCUGGGAGAAGAAAUUCCCCGAUCCUGUAACUUGGAGAAGUGAUGAAGAAGGUGACAGUGAUUAUGAUGAAGAGCAGAGGGAUCGGUAUCUAAAGAUAAGUCAGCUGCAAGAGCACAAAGAGUUCAUCACCUUCUUGCAGAGACUGCUGGGACCUUUACUUGAGGCAUAUAGUUCUGCCGCCAUCUUUGUUUACAAUUUCACAAGUCCCGUGUCAGAAACGGAGUAUAUGCAGAAUCUGCACAAAUACCUGAUUGCACGAGUUGAAAAGCAGCUUUCUGUGUAUGGUGAAUGUGCCACAUUGUCACUUGUGAAAUACACUAUUGCAAGCUUCAAGGAUCUUGGAGUCUUUGUUGAGAAGAAAGAAGGCAGAUCAACUGUUUUGGAGCUGAGCGAAACAUUUCUACCUCAUGAAAAUAGACAAAAGCUUGUGGACUACAUCCUUAGUUUCAGCAUACCAUAAAUAAUUUAUAAACUGUAAUUUACACAAAGUUAACAGGCGUAGAAUUUGUAAAAUAAAGCAAAGGAACAAAAGGAGGAUUGUGGGUUGGCUCAGCCAUCAACCCAAUGCUUUUGUCAGUCUUUUACUUAAGAGGUGCUGUUGCUUGGUAAGGCCUUAUUAGAACGAGCCACCAGAGGAGUGCCUUCUAGGUUAUGCAAAAAUCCAGCACUUUCUGAUCUUCCUGAGCUACGUAUUAAUGUUAUGCGCACAAUUCAUUUUUAUUAAAACUACUGAAAGAAUUUCAGAAAGAAAUAAGUACUGAUAUGCCAGGAGAUAACCAUAUCGGUUAAUUAGCUUUUUUAAGACAUUUUUUUUAUAGCUGAAUGUUAGCACUAAUAUGUUUCUAAAACAUGAAUGCACUACUGCUUUAAUUUAUUUUUAACAACACGCCAAAAUAACUUUUGGAUAAACUUGUGCUGUUCUUUUAUAUGUUGUAUAAACUGUAUUUCCCAGAUGUUAAUUACAGGUAUGAUGGAAUCA